CAGCUGUUGCGUUUAGCGUCACCAUGACAACGGGAUCACAGUAGGCUCCGCCCACAACGCUAAACAUCAAUGCUUGGAUUCUAGAACCAGAACCAGAACCACCUGCCCUGGUUCGGUUCGGCACAGUUUUUAUGUUUAAUAUGAUUCAGUCUCGUCCGGAUUUUUAUUGGAUUUUAUGGGUUUCACUGCCGACUUUUCCUAAAACAGCCGCAGUAUUUUCUACAUUAAAACUCCAGACCAGCAGAAUAUCUGCAGGCUCCUUUGUAAUCAGGCACGGAUCAGGACAGCUCACACUGAGAGACACAGCCUUAAGGACCCCGGCUCAUCGCAACACGUUAAACCCGGUCCAGUCAAACUCGGCCCCGCUGCGGACAGACGGAACCUCAGAAUUGGGUCAGGAUGGCAGAGGUGAAGGUGAAGAAGGAGACGAACCUUUCGGAACCGGCGGAGAUAGAGAACAGGUGAAAACCCGCUCAGAAGAACCGAACCCCAGCUGACAGAACUUUCAGGUUUAAACAGAAUGAUUCUGAAAGGAGCAGAACCAGAGGAUCAAGGAGCUGUGUCAGCAGUUUCCCCAGGGAAUCACGGACCAGGUGAUCCAGAACGACCUGCCUCACCUGGAGCCCCAGCAGCGCGCCAUGGCGCUCAACAAGCUGCUGUCCCUGGGUCAGCUGGACCUGCUGAGGAACAGUUCUGGUCUGCUGUACCGGCUGAAGGACACGCAGAGCGCCAGUAAGAUGAAAGGUUCUGACAACCAGGAGAAGCUGGUCUACCAGAUCAUCGAGGACGCGGGAAACAAAGGAAUCUGGAGCAGAGACAUCCGCUUCAAGAGCAACCUUCCUCUGACGGAGAUCAACAAGAUCCUCAAGAACCUGGAGAGCAAGAAGCUCAUCAAGGCUGUCAAGUCUGUGGCGGCGUCCAAGAAGAAGGUGUACAUGCUGUACAACCUGCAGCCAGAUCGUACGGUGACGGGCGGCGCCUGGUACAGCGACCAGGACUUUGAGUCCGAGUUCGUGGAGGUUCUGAACCAGCAGUGCUUCAAGUUCCUGCAGAGCAAGGCGGAAGCGGCAAGGGACGGGAAGCAGAGCCCGAUGGUCCAGAGGAACAGCUCGUUCGCCACGUCGCAUGAGGUGUGGAAGUACAUCUGUGAGCUGGGAAUCAGCAAGGUGGACCUGUCCAUGGACGACAUCGAGACCAUCCUGAACACACUGAUCUACGAUGGGAAGGUGGAGAUGACGGUGAUCGCUGCCAAGGAAGGGACGGUGGGCAGCGUGGACGGCCAGAUGAAGCUGUACCGCGGCGUCAACGCCAUCCUGCAGCCCACCGGCCUCGUCAAGACUCCCUGCGGACUCUGCCCGGUGUUCCAUGACUGCCACGAAGGAGGGGAGAUCUCCCCAUCCAGCUGCAUCUACAUGAGCGAGUGGCUGGACUUCUGAUGGGCGGGGCCGGGGAGCCUGAUGGGCGGAGUCAGUGCGGAGCGGGCGGGGCCGUGGACAUGUGAAGACAGAUGGGUGGAGGGAUGAACGAUGCAAACUGAAAACCCAAAUGCUACGAAACAAACGCAAGAGAAAAAAUGGAAACAAAAUGCUACAGCAACAGGAAAUGGAAGCCACAACAGGAAGUAUGAAAAGCUGUGAACUGGCUCCCCCAACAGAAGUCCUCCCACCACUAGGGGGAGACUGCAGUCGGUUACAUCACUUACAGACGCUGCAGCUGGGACGACCCGGUUCUGGUGCCUUUGGGGAAAACCCAGAGCAUCUUCAGCCUGACCCACAGAUCGAUGUUUGUCCCAUCAGGCCCGGUUCUGCUCCAUCAGGCUCUAAUGGACUUGGUGCUGAUGAUCAGCACGGAUCAUCUUACACCACUUCCUGUCUCCGUAUCGACCCGACAGGAAGCGGCUCGCCAGCCGCAGCUUCAACUCCAGGGACGAAAACAAACGCAGAGAACUUCUCCGGUUCUGGAUUCGGGCCUGAUGGUUCUGUUGGGUCCAAGGGGAAUCCCACAGAACCUCAGGAACAGACUGGAACCAGAACUCUAGUUUCUGUGCUGCUGGUUUAGCUUGUGAAUAAAUUGAGUGAAGCCCGCAGAGUUCUGGUCGGGUUCUGGCAGCUGCUAGGCUCCGUUCGGUUUAGAUGACUCGGGUUGGUGAGUCUGGUUUGAUUGGACCUGGUGGUUCUGGUGGAAAAACAUUAAAAACACAUGAAAACA
This is a messenger RNA of Poecilia reticulata (guppy), 2208 nucleotides long. RefSeq names its product polymerase (RNA) III (DNA directed) polypeptide F (gene polr3f). Gene Ontology annotation, biological process: transcription by RNA polymerase III. The record is from RefSeq and is a predicted model, not a curated record. Gene Ontology annotation, cellular component: RNA polymerase III complex. NCBI's taxonomy places the organism in Eukaryota, Metazoa, Chordata, Actinopteri, Cyprinodontiformes, Poeciliidae.